GGAUCGAAGCUGGUGAACACAAACCGCUGUUUGUUGCAUGGAGUCCUGCAUUCCAAUGGUUUUGGGCAUCUGCUUCUCAUCAAUGGCUUUGAAGGUGGUUCUCAUUUCCUUUCCGGUCAUCGGAUUAUGGAUUUGUGGGACAGGAUAUGCACAGCAUUGCAAGUCAGGAAGAUAAGCGUAAUCGAUGCAUCAACGAAGGGUAAAAUGGAGCUCAGAUUGGUCCAUGGUGUAGCCUAUGGUGAGCCGUGGUUCGGUCGAUGGGGAUACAGGUUUGGUCAUGGAAGCUAUGGAGUCACUGAACAGAUGUAUCAACGCUCUGUGGAUGCCCUCCACGCCCUUUCUCUCCGUCUUCUGCUUCCUCAUCUCGCUUGCUUCGGUCGUGAAAUCCCAGUUAUCGUCGGCAAGUAUCAGUCGCUCUGCAACCAAGUGCUGCUCACCUUAGGUGACCUGUUCCGCUUCAUGAUCGAGUUGAAGACGCGCCUUCCGCCCAACUCCAUGGAUUACCAUGGAGCCAUCACUGAAGCGUCGUGCAGGUGGUCGACGAAAAGGGUGGAGAUGGCGGCUCGAGUAAUCGUGGAGCAGCUCAAGAACUCCGAGCUGAGGUGGGUCACGAGGCAGGAGAUCAGAGACGCUGCGAGGGCACACAUCGGCGACACGGGAUUGCUGGACUACGUCCUGAAAACGCUGGGAAAUCACAUUGUUGGCAACUACGUCGUUCGUCGCACCGUGAAUCCGAUCACCAAAGUGCUGGAGUACUGCUUGGAGGACAUAUCCAAUGUGUUCACUGGCCAUGACAACUUAGCUUCAGGUAACCAUUCCAAGUCGAGGAUCAGGUUGCAGCUCACCAGGACGCAGCUGAUGAGAGACAUGUUCUACCUGUAUAAGAACAUCCUGAAGGAGCCGAGCUCAGCAGCAGCCACCGGCAUGCUCGAUGCAAUUCCGGUAGCAGUAAGGAUGGUCAUGGACACUAAGCAAUUGGUCAAGGAGUAUCAACAGGGACCGCCACCUGAGAAGGCCGAAGGUAGCCAUGGGUACUUGAAGCUUUCGUGCAGCAUCCGCAUGAAUGGAGCCGAUGUGGAGAGAACGCCACCACAUGAAACCGUGAUUGUUCCUGCUCACGCGACUAUCGGCGAGCUGAAGAGGGAGGUGGGGAGACACUUCAGGGCGGUGUACUGGGGACUGAAGAGCUUCGUUGCAGACUCCAUCGUCGGUGUCAGGUGCAGGGACUCGGACUUGGUCCAUGAACUGAUGCAAUCAGGAAGCAGCAUCGUGGUAGAGGGGAGGAUGGAGGGGGAUGACGGAGAGGAGAUUUACGAGGGUGGAAACGGUGGUAAUAAGAUCGUGGAUUGCCUGUGUGGUGGAAAGGAGGAGGACGGAGAGCCGAUGAUCUUCUGCGACAUCUGUGAGGUUUGGCAGCACACACGCUGUGUGGGGAUUCCGGACAAGGAUGACAUCCCUCCGGUCUUCCUCUGUGGUCGAUGCGAGAACGACAUGCUUGCCUUGAGGAAUUUGGCAUGACAUGCAAACAUGUAUCGUUAAUC
Molecule: messenger RNA, 1541 nt
Organism: Musa acuminata subsp. malaccensis (wild Malaysian banana)
Lineage: Eukaryota; Viridiplantae; Streptophyta; Magnoliopsida; Zingiberales; Musaceae
Product: PHD finger protein PERSISTENT TAPETAL CELL 1
Source: RefSeq, a predicted model, not a curated record